Molecule: messenger RNA, 1921 nt
Organism: Amphimedon queenslandica
Lineage: Eukaryota; Metazoa; Porifera; Demospongiae; Haplosclerida; Niphatidae
Product: adhesion G-protein coupled receptor G2-like
Exons: 7
Coding region: 187-1707 (506 amino acids)
Biological process (GO): G protein-coupled receptor signaling pathway; cell surface receptor signaling pathway
Cellular component (GO): membrane
Molecular function (GO): G protein-coupled receptor activity
Source: RefSeq, a predicted model, not a curated record
AGCAAUGAUAUUUAUAUUCUAUUGCUUUUUCUUAAUUACACUACUACAGAUAACAGAUUGAUUGUUGACACUCAAGUUGAAGAUGAUGAUGCAAAUGGUUUGAAGCUUAACAGAAUAGCAUCAAUUGAAUUGCCGCAAAGCAUUAUAAAUAUUGUUGAGAGUGAUACCAUUGAUUUAUCAUUCACAAUGUACAAUCAAUCAGUACUCUUUCCUGUUCGAGAUCCUCCACCUAAUACAAUAGUAGGAUCAUCUGUCAUUGGUGCAAGAAUUGGUGGAGUAGCUGAUGGUACUAAACUAAUUGACCCUGUAGUCAUUACUCUGUCUCUGAAUAGAGUAGCUAAUGCUAGUAACCCUCGCUGUGUGUACUGGAAUUUUACUAUUGCAGAUGGCAGGGGUAAUUGGUCUACUGAUGGUUGUAAUACAACACUUAAUACUACUGAUGAUCUCAGUUUCAUAGCUUGCCAUUGUGAUCAUUUGACUAAUUUUGCUUGUCUUGUGGAUGUAUCUGCUAGAGUCAGUGAACCUACCCAACCCCCUCAAUAUGUCACUGUUACACUAGAAGUUGUAUCAAUUGUUGGUGUGUGUCUCUCACUAGUGGGACUAGUACUAACAAUUAUCACUUUAAUUAUAUUCAAGAAACUGAGGACAAGGGAAGCUAGCAAAUUUCACAUUCAACUUUGCCUCUCAUUAAUAUUUAUGCUAGCAGUUUUUGUGAGUGGUAUUGAUAGAGUAUUAGUGAGAGCUGGUUGUAUAACAGUUGGUGUUCUCAUACAUUACUUUGCUCUUGUUGCCUGGAUGUGGAUGGGAGCUGAGGCUUUACUAAUGUUUCAGAAACUAGUCAUUGUAUUCACAGACAUAACAUGGAAAUAUUUAGUUGGUAUCUCAUUUAUAUGCUGGACUCUACCACUUAUACCAGUUAUAAUCACAUUAGUAAUUGAUGCUGAUUUCUACAUUUAUUUAUACGAACCAGAAAACGAGUCUGGAUUUUGUUUCAUUAGUGACAUUAUCCCUUUUAUUGCUGCUUUUCUACUUCCAGUCUUUGUCAUACUUAUCUUCAACAUUAUUAUAUAUGUCAUCAUUAUUCGUGUUCUUAUUCUCCACACUAUUCGUAAGAACAAGAGAAUGAGUAAGUCUCACCUCACCACAUCUGAAGCAGUAAAAUUGAUAUUAUCUUUUUCUGGUAUUUUGAUGCUGUUUGGUCUUACAUGGUUAUCUGCUGUCUUCACAUUUAUUACUGAGCCUAACAUCUCAUUCACAGUUCAGUUCUUCUUUGCUUUCUUCAAUGCUUUUCAAGGAUUCUUUAUAUUCUUCUUUUUUGUCAUCCUGAGCAGUGACUCAAGAGAUGCUUGGAGGUCACUCCUCUGCCCUUGGACUCUUGAAGACAAAAAGAAGCCACAAAUAUCCACAACUGUUAAAAGCAAAACUUUAAAUAGUAAAACCACGUCACUGCAGAAGAAAAAUGCACCAAGAAAUUUAAUUUUAAGUUACGGAGAAAAAAGUAUGCCUGAUGAAAAACAGGCAGAAUUUACUGAUAAAUUAAUAUUUGAGAAUGAAGCAAUUUUUGAAGACGAGGUAUUUUCUAUCGAUGACGAGUUCAUGAUGUCCGAGUUCAAUAAUAUUCGUUUUGAUCGUCAACUUUCUACUCGAUGUAAACAUCUUGUAGAAAAAAUUGAGAUUGACUUUUUUGAUGCCAAUGAAGAUGAUUGAAAUGUGAAGCAUAAACUUUUUCAUUGAUAGUUAAUUAGUCACUGACAGUGAUUUAAUUUAAUUUUUGUUACAGUUGCAUGUCUAGACAUAGAUCAGCUUAAUCUCUUGUUAAUGCAUUUAAAAUUGUUAUUUUCGUCUAAUUUCGUUUGUAGUCAUCAAUUUCAUAUUUUGAUUUAGUGAAUAGUGAGAUCAAUGUGUGUUAUAUUAUUUUGUG